Ailuropoda melanoleuca (giant panda) is the source of this 1676-nucleotide messenger RNA. It is a transcript of the gene UBXN6, whose product is annotated as UBX domain protein 6. Lineage: Eukaryota; Metazoa; Chordata; Mammalia; Carnivora; Ursidae. The coding region runs from base 77 to 1246 and encodes 389 amino acids. Gene Ontology annotation, cellular component: cytoplasm. The transcript has 9 exons. Gene Ontology annotation, molecular function: protein binding. The record is from RefSeq and is a predicted model, not a curated record.
GGAGAGGGCCCCCAAAGAAAAACCCAACCAGCCAGCACUGAGGCAAGCCCGCCAGGGACCCACCAAUGAGGCCCAGAUGGCGGCCGCGGCAGCCCUGGCCCGGCUUGAACAAAAGCAGCCCAGGGCCCGGGGCCCCACGUCACAGGAAUCCAUCCGGAACCAGGUGAGAAAGGAACUUCGGGCUGAAGCGACUGUCAGCGGGAGCACGGAGGCCCCAGGGACCAACACGGUGCCCGAGGCCAAAGAGGAAGGCUCAGCCCAUCUGGUGGUGCCCGGCGUGUGCUUCACGUGCCCUCUCACUGGGGCCACGCUCAGGAAGGACCAGCGGGAUGCCCACAUCAAAGAGGCCAUUCUCUCGCACUUCUCCACCGACCCAGUGGCUGCCUCCAUCAUGAAGAUUCACACGUUCAACAGAGACCGGGACAGGGUGAAGCUGGGUGUGGACACCAUUGCCAAGUACCUGGACAACAUCUGCCUGCAUCCCGAGGAGGAGAAGUACAGGAAGAUCAAGCUGCAGAAUAGGGUGUUCCAGGAGCGCAUUAACUGCCUGGAGGGGACCCAUGAGUUUUUUGAGGCCAUUGGCUUCCAGAAGGCACUGCUUCCGGUUCCCGAUCAGGACGGCCCCGAGGAGUUCUACGUGCUGACCGAGGCCGCGCUGGCCCAGCCCCAGAGCCUGCAGCGGCACAAGGAGCAGCUGCUGGUCGCCGAGCCCGUGCGGGCCACCCUGGCCCGCCAGCGCCGGGUCUUCCAGCCCUCGCCCAUGGCCUCCCAGUUUGACCUGCCCGGGGACUUUUUCAACCUCACGGCGGAGGAGAUCAAGCGAGAACAGAGGCUCAGGUCCGAGGCCGUGGAGCGGCUGAGUGUGCUGCGGACCAAGGCCAUGCGGGAGAGGGAGGAGCAGCGAGAGACGCGCAAGUACACGUACACGCUGCUGCGCGUCCGCCUCCCCGACGGCUGCCUCCUGCAAGGAACCUUCUACGCCCGGGAGCGGGUGGCCGCACUGUACGCGUUCGUCCGGGAGGCCUUGCAGAGCGACUGGCUGCCUUUUGACCUGCUGGCCUCCGGUGGGCAGAGGCUGUCAGAGGAGGAGAGCCUGGCCUUCAACGAGUGUGGGCUGGUGCCCUCAGCCCUCCUGACCUUCUCGUGGGACGCAGCCGUGCUAGAGGACAUCAGGGCCGCGGGGGCCGAACUGGACUCAUCUAUUCUGAAACCCGAGCUCCUGGCGGCCAUCGAGAGGCUCUCAUGAAAUAAAAAGCAGGGUUGGCUUUAGCCCGCGUGGGUUUGUCUCAUGUUCUCCUGCUUCCUCCACCACUACUCCCUGCCACCCGGGCUCCCCCCACCCAGGGUCCCUCACUCCUCCGGAACUGCCCGCCCUGGGCCACGGAGCACUGUGGGCACAGGGAGGAGCGCUGGUCGGCUGCGACACAUGCCUGGGACUGCCAUCUGGAGAGGGCUCUCAGGAGGCAGCCACCGUACCUGUCCAUGGAACCCCCAGGCAGGAGUAGGCCUGCAACACGGGCCCUGUGCCUGCACACUAUGGCCCAGGUGGCCGCGGCUGGCCCUGACACGGAACCACAGGGUUCCUGGGGACAACGGCAGAGGGAGACGCAGGGCCUGUCAGGACACGGUUCUGUGAUUACUAAAUUAAGAACCCGAAUAAAUGCCAUUGGACUAGU